GCGGCUGUCGGGCUGUCAGUGCGCCUGCGCGCGGGUCGGGCGCCGGGGUUCUUGACUGUGCUGCGCCCGGCGCUGAGUCUAGCCAUGCAGAGUGCCGACUCGCAGCAGCCCUCCAAGCGGCCCCGGUGCGAUAGCAGCCCAAGGACCCCGCCAAACACCCCUCCUGCAGCGGUAGAGAGGUCCCCGGGCCCUGACCUCCACCCCGACCACCGGACCUGGGGCCCGGAGCAGGUGUGCUGCUUCCUAGAGCGCGGUGGCUUCAGCGAUCUCGGACUGCUGGAACGCUGCCGAGAGAAGAAAAUCACAGGUUCAAUACUGCCCUUUCUUGAUGAGUCUCUUCUUGAAGAUCUUGGAAUAAGUUCCCAUGUGAAGAGAACGAAGCUGCUUAGUUAUAUCCAAUGCCUAGGUCAAACUCAUGUCAAUACAAUGAAGGUGAUUAAUGAUCCUAUCCAUGGCCACAUUGAACUCCACCCUCUCCUCAUCCGAAUCAUCGACACACCUCAAUUUCAGCGCCUGCGAUAUAUUAAACAGUUGGGAAGCGGUUACUAUGUUUUUCCAGGAGCUUCACACAAUCGAUUUGAGCAUAGUCUAGGUGUGGGGUAUCUAGCUGGAUGUCUAGUUCGUGAACUGAGUGAAAAACAACCAGAGCUGCAGAUAAGUGAACGAGAUAUGCUCUGUGUUCAGAUUGCUGGGCUUUGUCAUGAUCUCGGUCAUGGGCCGUUUUCUCACAUGUUUGAUGGAAGAUUUAUUCCACUUGCUCGCCCAGAUGUGAAAUGGACGCAUGAACAGGGCUCAGUUAUGAUGUUUGAGCACCUAGUUAACUCUAAUGGACUCAGAGAUGUCAUGCAGCACUAUGGUCUCAUCCCUGAAGAAGAUAUUUGUUUUAUCAAGGAACAAAUUACAGGACCACUUGAAUCACCCAUCAAAAGUCCUGUGUGGCCGUAUAAAGGGCGUCCUCAAGAAAAAAGCUUCCUUUAUGAGAUAGUGGCCAAUAAAAGAAAUGGCAUUGAUGUGGACAAAUGGGAUUAUUUUGCCAGGGACUGCCAUCAUCUUGGAAUCCAAAAUAAUUUUGAUUACAAGCGCUUUAUUAAGUUUGCCCGUGUCUGUGAGGUAGACAAUAAGAAGCGUAUUUGUACUAGAGAAAAGGAGGUCGGAAACCUGUAUGACAUGUUCCACACACGCAACUGUUUGCACCGCAGAGCUUAUCAACACAAAGUUGGCAACAUCAUUGAUACGAUGAUUACAGAUGCCUUCCUCAAAGCAGACCCUCACAUACAGAUAACAGGUUCCGAAGGAAAAAAGUAUUGCAUUUCUACAGCAAUUGAUGACAUGGAAGCCUUUACUAAGCUGACAGAUAACAUUUUUCUGGAGAUUUUAUACUCUACUGAUCCCAAACUGGAUGCCGCACGAGCAAUUUUAAAAAAAAUUGAAUGUCGUCAUCUAUACAAGUAUGUGGGUGAGACUCAGCCAGUAGGACAAGUAAAGAUUAAAAAGGAAAGAUACAAAUGCCUUCCAAAAGAGGUCGCCGAUGCUAAACCCAGUAAGGUAUUGCUAGAAGUUGAACUGAAGGCUGAAGAUUUCAUAGUGGAUGUUAUCAACAUGGAUUAUGGAAUGGAAGACAAGAAUCCUAUUGAUAAUGUUCGCUUCUAUUGUAAGAGUGACCCCAGCAAGGCAAUCAAGAUUACUAAAGAUCAGGUUUCACAGCUUUUGCCAGAGAGAUUUGCAGAGCAGCUAAUCCGAGUUUACUGUAAGAAGACAGAUGCAGAGAGUCUGUUUGCUGCCCGGCAGCACUUUGUUCAUUGGUGCGUAAUCAACAACUUCACCAAGCCGCAGGAUGGUGAUGUUGUAGCCCCACUCAUAACACCUCUAAAAAUGGAGUGGAAUUGCACAGACUCAGCCCAGAGUCCAGCUCGCAUCCAAGUCGUAUGCAAAUCCGGAGACCAGCUUUUUGCGGACAACUCGAUGUGAAUGUCUGCCAUCAGGUGUUUACAAAAAGCCUCACCCCUGUUCCCCAACGCAAUUAAUUUAGGGAGUUCAAAUCACGGAGCUCUACGAAUUUAGUGACAAUUCGUGCUUUUUAUUUCACAUUAUGAAUGUACGCACAGGCGAAGUCAUUUUUAUUCACAGUAACAGGUAUUAGGCAAAUCUUGUUACAUGAGCUAUGGAAGGCACUGCCUUGCCUAUUUUUUAAUAUUAAUCAAAGCCUUUCCUCUUUAUCAGCCUAUUUUCUUAGAAUAACAGCUCUUUUAUGUAUUCUGAACUCUUAUGACAUACGAUUGUUUUUUUAAAAAAAUUGGAUAUAUUAUGACAAAGGUGCACACUGGAAUUCGCAUUUGGGAUUGUCAUGAACAGCUGUGGCUAAAAACAAAAUGUAAAAUCCUAGCCCCUUGAGGAGGUGCCCAGCACCCAGACUUUGAGGGCAGAUCUCCCCGAGCGAUCGGAGCAUUGGUGAAAGGCACCUUCCCUCACCCGCUUGGCCCCCUGUAAGCUGCCAGGUUGGGGUGAACAGCAGAUGAGGGCCAGGAGUGGGCUCCAGCCUUUCAGUGAAAGGCCUGAUUGAUCUGUUGAGAAGAUCUGAGGGCUCUGGCCUCCUCUGAAGUGGGACAUAAAACUACCUGAUAGGAGACCCUUAGCCCCAGUGCAGAGGGAGCCCCCAAACCAGGCUGCCCUCUGGGUCGGUUGUGGCUCCAGCCUGUGCUGGUUUCUUUCUCUCCUGAGUACUUACUGCCCAAGCCAUGACAGUUUUACCAUGGCUCUGCCUGGAGAAGGCAGGUCCCCUCCCACCUGCCUUCUGCAUCUCACUUGGGUGCUGAUCAGAGGUCACCACAAGAACCAUCCUCAGGGCUCCUCAGAGCUGGGACUUGGUUUUUGCCAGUUCAGUGCAUGCUGUGGGUUUCAGAGCAAGCACUGAGCUGCCUGUGCUGAGAUGAAGCGAUUGCCUGGUGAAUUCCAGAUUCCCCUUUGUAUCUCUACCUCCAGCAGCAGAGUCAGUACUGCUGUAGUUGAGCAGUGCUUCCGAGCUGAGGGCACCGUCCCAACCCAUCCGUCCCCAGGGCUACAGAAAUUCACCAAGAACAAAGUCUGGAGUUAGACCCAAAGCUGAUGGCUGCCAGAUGCAAGGCAGUGGGGAGUGUAGUCAUGAGCCCCUAACAUGUUAUGCUUCUACACUCCCUUACAAAAGCUUCCCUGGCAGGCUGGGAGUCAGGGGGCUGGCCCUGGCUCUGGGCAGAAACAAGAGGGAGGGAGGGAGGAACUCAGACCACAGGCCAGCUGAUUAUCCACAGAGUCUCAGGAGUGCUGCCACCUUCCACUGUGCAACCAAGUUCUGUUGACACUAGGGUAACAUGUGUUUGGAAUGUCUGCCGUCCUGCCCUAUCACCCCUCCCUUAUCCCUCAGUAGAUAAUCAAGAGUUGACCCCUAAUUCAUGGAAUAGUUAAAACCCUUCUCCUCUCCCACCACAAUGCUGUGUGGUGGGUGUGUGGUCACAUGUGGUCUCACAGAAGCACAAGGAGAGUGGUCCAUGGUAGUGGUCAUAUCUGUUUUGGUCAAGGUGCCCCUUAAACUUUCAAUAGGGAGAAUUAUCCGUCUCAGACCGAAGGUCAAGAAUGUAAUGUUUCUCCGCUAAGAUUGUUUUAUUUUUGUAACUCCUACUUUUAAAUCAUUGUAUUUUACUGUGGAAUGUUUUGGUCUCAAUUGUAUCAUUAUGCUAUCUGAGAAACAACUUGAAUCUAUUUUGUUUGCAUUUUUUGUUACAUAUAAGGCAGCUGCACUUUAUGCUCUUUGCAACUGUUUUAAUUAUGGGAACCAUGUGCCAUUUACAAGGUUAAGUUUUUCUUGAGGAAGUCUUCACUAUUUGUAUGAAAAAUGGAGACUUAUAACAGCUUGGCCUCUAGAGUUACUGAGCAUUGUCACCCUGAGAAUGUAAAUUGAAUUGCAGGUCAGAGAGACUGGUCACUUCAUCUGGGUGAGGGAAACAACUGCAAUAAAGCUUCAUGAAUGUAUCUCCAUCCUGAAA
This is a messenger RNA of Camelus dromedarius (Arabian camel), 4016 nucleotides long. RefSeq names its product SAM and HD domain containing deoxynucleoside triphosphate triphosphohydrolase 1 (gene SAMHD1). The transcript has 16 exons. The coding region runs from base 85 to 1968 and encodes 627 amino acids. NCBI's taxonomy places the organism in Eukaryota, Metazoa, Chordata, Mammalia, Artiodactyla, Camelidae. Gene Ontology annotation, cellular component: nucleus. Gene Ontology annotation, biological process: dGTP catabolic process; defense response to virus; regulation of innate immune response. Gene Ontology annotation, molecular function: dGTPase activity; protein binding. The record is from RefSeq and is a predicted model, not a curated record.